GAUAUGGUAUAUAAAUAUAAAAUAUUAUAAAGUUAAAAGAGAAGGAAAAAUGAAGAGAAGAAAAGUAAUACAAGAAAUAAACAAAAAAAGAAAAAUAAAAUGCUAAUGAGGUUUGAUUAUGGCACUGAAGAAUUUGCAAUUGUUUCAACCAAGAACGGAUAUGUAUCAGCGACAAGCGACACCAAUGCGAGCACCUCCGACCGCGCUUAGCAGAAGCAUAUCUAAAUCUGCUGAAACGUUGGUUGCUACUACUAGAGCUGGUAAAGAAAUAAGGGCACGGAAAGCUCGGAGCACGGAGCAACCUGGAGUUGGGCUGAUAAAAGGCUCCGGUUCGUUAGGACUUCCCAGUAUUGGCAAAGGAUGGGGCAGAGACGACGACAGCAUGCACUCGCGAUCUAGGAAUGGAAGUGGAAGCAGCAGAGCUGGAAGUCUGGACAGAAGUACAAGAGGAUCUACCACAACCCUCAAUUCAGAUGAAGACAACAUCAACGUAGUGGUUAGAAUUCGCCCGCUGAACGAGAAGGAACGGUCGUGCGGCGAUCGUGAGAUUCUCGAGUUUCCUGGCAAGGGUCAGAUUGUAUGCGACACCGGCACGCCUGGUCAAAAGCCCAAGGUCUUCUCCUACAACGUCGUCUUCGAGUCACUAGCCACGCAGGAGGACGUUCUAGAAUAUUCCGGAGUAAAGAGGCUUCUAGAAAUGGCAAUAGAGGGUUUCUCGUGUACUGCCUUUUGUUACGGACAAACAGGCAGUGGGAAGACUCACACACUUACAGGACCACCAGGACUGGUGGAAAGCGGAGCUAGCCCAUAUGCCCCAGACCAUGGGCUAGUGGUGCGCUCCUUCGUAUACCUGUUCCAGCUGAUAAAAGAGAGACCAGAAUGCCACUUCAUAUUAAAGGCAUCUUUCUUAGAAAUAUAUAAUGAAAAGGUGAUCGAUCUUCUCAACCCAGGCACUGCUAGGAAGCCUCUCCAGGUGCGAUGGUCCAAAGAGAGCAGAAGUUUUUAUGUCGAGAACCUGUUUAUGGUGGACUGCGAAGAAUUGGACGAUCUUUUUGCUGUUUUAGAAGAAGGAAUGCGAAACAGAUCAGUGGGGUCUCACGCUAUGAACACCAACUCUUCCCGAUCACACACUGUCCUCUGUGUUCGAGUUCGCCGAGAUUUACGCGCCAGUGCAGAUAUCUCAUGCUCCACGCAUGGCAAGAUUAACUUUGUUGACUUGGCUGGCAGUGAGAUGACCAAAAAGACGCAGAGCAGCGGCAAGACGUUGGAAGAAGCCAAUAAUAUUAACAGAAGUUUGAUGGUGCUGGGAUACUGUAUUGCCCAAUUAAGUGAUGGCAAGAAGCGAGGCCAUAUACCAUAUAGAGACAGUAAGUUGACUAAACUACUAGCGGACAGUCUGGCUGGUAACGGAGUUACUUUGAUGAUUGCCUGUAUAGCACCCACAAGAUCAAAUGUUAGCGAAACUAUCAACACUCUACGGUACGCUGCAAGAGCGAAGAAGAUCAAAUCAAAACCCAUUGUCAAAAUGGAUGCAAGAGAUGCACUUAUAAUGAGCUUGAAAAGAGAAGUUGAAGCAUUGCAAGCGGAGAACCAGCAUCUAAGAACAGCGUUACAUGUACAAACUGAUUACAACAUAGACUACAAUCAACGAAGUCGCACUCCAACCCGCAUCGAACCCAACAAACUAUAUCAGCUGCCACAAACAGAAUUGUUUGAGCUGGUGCAACUGCACAUGGAGGAGAACUCGGCGCUGAGAAACGAGAAUACUGAACUCUUCAGUGUGAGGGACCAACUCCUCAAAGACCAAGAGUUACUGAGCCGGGAGAACGAGAGGCUGUUGAAGAAAUUAGAAGAUGUCAAUUCUGUUUGUAUUAGAUCACCAAUAAUUCCCGCCCGGCCGGCGUACUCCGACGUCAGUUCAAGCGAGGCCAACAUUUGGACCAACCCCGCCACAUCGACGGCCAGCAGUCUCGCCAGUAGAUAUAGCUAGAACCAAUAUUUGUAAUCCAAAGAGCCUCCCACUAUGUGAUCUCAGAAAUUAUUUGAUAUAAACGUCAUAGAAAAACUUCAGAUAAAUCAAUGAAUACCUAGCUUAGUUUGGAGCACGGAGGUAAAAGGGAUUGGUAAUCAUGGAAAAUAGCAAUCACUUUGCUAGCAAUAUACACCUAUUAAGUGGACAUCAACGCGGUUCCCCUGGAAACCAUCGUGAUUGAUUUAUUGUUGAAUUCGUCACGAUGGGUCAACUGAACUUUUUUUUUUCGUGGGGAAAUGCAUCAUGCAGACCCAAACGCCCCGGGAGAGGCGUAUGGGUACUGCCGGACUCCAACCGGCUAAAACCAUCACGGCAUCCCACGCCGCGCCAUAAUGUUGGGAACCCGGGUUCCCUUUCGUAGUCCACCGAGUCCCAACGGCGUUGGCCUGCACCGGCUUGCGGGCCCCGACUUAAAUAUGGAGCGUGCGCCUGAUGUUAUGGGUCAACUGACCUGCUUUAACAUCAUCUAUCAUCUCUUACUGGUGCCCCGCCAGUGUAUACCGAUAGCGUAGGCGGGGUAACUGUUCCAUUAUCAUCCAUUAAAAAGUCCUGAGAACAAACUAGGUAGUGAUACUACAUAUAUCCUCAGAACAUGAAAACCUUAUAAUAGAAUAGAAUAGAAUAGAAAAUCAUUUAUUCAAAUAAACUUACAUUGAAGCACUUUUGAAUAGUCAUUACAUUUUUUUUUAAUCUACCGCUCGUUCGGAAAGCUGUCUCAUCACAAGAAGAACGAGCAAGAAACUUGCGUGUUGCUCUUUUAAAUAAUUUUAUUAUUACUUUACAUUUUUAAGUGUGUGAAUACAAACCACCAAUUAGCACUAAUUCAAUUAAAUACUCAAAAAGAAAAAAUAUUGAAUACAUAACCAACUGGUUAAACAAUUAAUAAGAGGAAAUCAGUCAUAGUGAUUAGAGCAGACCAGUCCCUACAAGCAGCACCUGUUCACGAGUAUGACGGAUGAGCCAGCCAUCACUGCGCUCGAACAUAUUUUAGGGAGCCCAAUGACCCGGCCCACCACGCCGCCACAAGUCUGGACAUUUUAGUGAGCAUGACUACUCAAAACACUAGACCACGUCAAAGCUACUCACAAUUGCCAUCUGAUAGUUAUAGUAUUCACAUUUUACAUAAGAAUGCAUGCGGCAAUUAAUACAAAA
Molecule: messenger RNA, 3184 nt
Organism: Galleria mellonella (greater wax moth)
Lineage: Eukaryota; Metazoa; Arthropoda; Insecta; Lepidoptera; Pyralidae
Product: kinesin-like protein KIF12
Exons: 13
Coding region: 119-1990 (623 amino acids)
Biological process (GO): microtubule-based movement
Molecular function (GO): microtubule binding; ATP binding; microtubule motor activity
Source: RefSeq, a predicted model, not a curated record